Molecule: messenger RNA, 477 nt
Organism: Metarhizium brunneum ARSEF 3297
Lineage: Eukaryota; Fungi; Ascomycota; Sordariomycetes; Hypocreales; Clavicipitaceae
Source: RefSeq, a predicted model, not a curated record
AUGUCUCCCCUCACUGAUGCCGGCGAUGUUCUCCGAGAUGCCGCCCAUCUCGCUGCGGACCAAGAGGUAUCCAGGGGCCGCAAGAGGUCCCGAAGCACAUCCAGAGCUGCAACCUCCAAGUCCCUAAGACCCGACGAGUCUAGCACACUUCGAGGACGAUCACCACGUCGUGCUACGUCUCCAUUCCCGCUGCCUUCUCGCAACACCUCGCCCUCUAUCCUGAGGUCGCCUACAAGCCAAAUCUUACUCUACAACCAACUUAGACGGGCUCGCCGGGAGCACUGUCCGUCCCGCACUGCCUCUCCCAGCGACCGAAGCUUCAGACGACGUCAGAGGACAAGAAGCCGAAGCCGAAGCCGAAGCAGAGGAUCUCGACGGGACCACGAGCCUGUUCGGUCUCCCGAUAUCCUCUCUAGCUUGAGACACGAAGUCUUCUACGAACAUGCCGAUGGCACAGAUAACAAAGCCCAGCCAUGA